AUUGUCAACACUUUUGCGACAGCAUGGUCAUCAGGAGAUCUAUGGGUAAGGCUGAGACGCUGGUCUCAAGCUUCAUCUGCUUUUCGUGCUUGAGCAGAGCUGGUAGAGCAGGCCAAGUAUCCCGCAAUGCUGCUUUCAUAUCUGCCUCUCGCAACUUGUCUACGUAUGUAGGGCGACGACGAGCCGAUGGUGCAUGCUUCAGCGCGCAGAGAUUCAGAAGAGCGAUAACGUCCCCAACCCGACCACAGCGGCGAUAUCUCUUGACAGAAGGCGGCACCGCGCCCACGACCCUCGAAGAGCACCAGAGACAAGUCGAGCAAAUAUCGGAGCGAGUACGAGGCUUUUAUGAGCGCAAAGAGAAGUUCAGAAUAUAUCAUGGGUCAACGAAUAGCACGCGCAAGUCGGCAAUGGGUAGGGACCCAAGCACGGUUGUGGACACAAGCAGAUUAAACCAUGUGGUUUCGGUCGAUACGGACCGCAGAACCGCACUGGUAGAGCCCAACGUGCCGAUGGACAGGCUCGUGGAAGAGACUCUCAAAUAUGGGCUCGUACCUCCUGUAGUCAUGGAGUUUCCUGGCAUCACCGUAGGAGGUGGCUACUCAGGCACCGCAGGCGAGAGUUCAUCCUUCAAGCACGGAUUUUUCGACCGAACUCUGAACAAAGUCGAAAUAGUUCUGGCCACAGGUGAAGUCAUCACCGCAUCAGAAACAGAGAAUUCAGACCUUUUCCGUGGCGCAGCUGGAGCUGUUGGCACAUUUGGCGUCACGACCAUGGUUGAGCUGCAAUUGAUCAAAGCGACCAAGUAUGUAGAGGCCACAUAUCACCCGGUCACCAGUAUGGAAGAGGCCACUGCAAAGCUACUUGACUUCACAUCCAAGCCCGGUGAAUACGAUUACAUCGAUGGCAUAAUGUACUCGCAACAAAGCGGAGCCAUCGUCACUGGGCGCAUGACCGACACACCAUCCGAAGACGUUCCAGUCCAACGCUUCAGCGCUCCCAAGGAUCCCUGGUUCUAUCUUCACGUCAAAGACCGCAUCGCGAAGAACUCCCAACCAACCUCCGACGCAAUCCCCCUUCCAGAAUACCUCUUCCGCUACGACCGAGGCGGCUUCUGGGUCGGCGAAGGCGCUUUCGACUACUUCAAAUUUCCCUUCGCAAACUGGUCCCGCCGCUGGCUCGACGACUUCCUCCACACCCGUAUGCUCUACACAGCCCUCCACUCCAGCGGCCGCUCAGAACAGAUGAUUAUCCAAGACCUCGCACUUCCGUACCCCAACGCCACCGAAUUCGUGAAACGCAUGGACGAAAAAUUGAACAUUUGGCCUCUAUGGCUCUGUCCCUUGAAACAGAGCCCUGGGUCCACAAUGCAUCCUCAUUACAGUGAAUAUGAACCUGAUGGCACAACUCUCCAACCUAUGCUCAAUAUCGGUCUAUGGGGCAAAGCACCUCCAACACAUGAAGGUUUCGUACAAGCGAAUCGAGAGAUCGAAGCUACGCUUCAAGAACUACGCGGGAUGAAAUGGCUUUAUGCUCAGACAUAUUUCAACGAAAACGACUUCUGGAAAGAUUUCGAUAGGCAAUGGUACGAGGACCUGAGGAGAAAGUACUCCGCUACGACUUUGCCCACUGCGUGGGAGAAAGUGCAUGUUGAUGUCGAAGCGGAGCGGAAGGCGAGACGACAGAAGAAACCUUGGACGCAGAGGCUCCUCGAAACGUGGCCGAUGCCGGGCUUCGUAGGCAUCAGGAGGUCGAUACAGAGCAAGGACUAUAUCCAGGCGAGGGAAGCAGCUUGGAAGGACUGGGUGCCGCGGAAGGACUGAGGAUCGCUGAAAACACUUUGUCAGGCCGUGCCCCUCCGUACCAUGCUGCAUCCGCAGCUUUGUGUGUAUAGAUGUACAGUAGUACAUAUCGCUCACCAAGCGUUGUUCAAUUUUGACAACAGUCAGCAGCGACAGCCACAAGCGUACUGCUGAACAAAAAAACUGC
Messenger RNA from Cercospora beticola, 1986 nucleotides. RefSeq names its product FAD-binding oxidoreductase. Gene Ontology annotation, cellular component: membrane; cytoplasm. Gene Ontology annotation, molecular function: FAD binding; Delta24(24-1) sterol reductase activity. NCBI's taxonomy places the organism in Eukaryota, Fungi, Ascomycota, Dothideomycetes, Mycosphaerellales, Mycosphaerellaceae. Gene Ontology annotation, biological process: steroid metabolic process. The record is from RefSeq and is a predicted model, not a curated record.